UUUUAUGUGUGUGGAUCAUCUGAUUUAGCUGGUUUUUGCUGCCACAAAUCCAAUGCAAUUUGGAGGAGUUGACGAUGGUUGUCUUUCAUGGUUUUUAAAACUUUCUAUCUUUCAAUUGAUCUUUCGACAGUUCUGAAGUUGAUACAGCAGCUGUUAUUUGCAAUUUUAUUUGAUCUUUUGAAAAUAAAAUUGUUUUUUGCUUUGAUUUUAAUUCAAUUUGCUAAAGAUUCAAUUCCUUUUUUAGCAAUUUAUAUUGGUUGCAUUCACUAUUUUAAAAUUUACAACUUGCAGUUUACAAUGGUUGAUUUGGACUCACUUAAACCUGCUGAGCAAAUUAGUUUAAUGCAGCAUAUUCUUUUUCUAAAACCAACUAAUAGAUCAGUUAAUUUAGCUUGUAAGGAAAUCAUUGAUAAAUUGUCCAAAAAGGAAAACUUCAUAUUAAACAUUUUCCAGCUCAUUAAAAAUACUUCUGAUGUUUAUUCGAAGGAAAAAAAUUAUAUUUAUACCAAUAUUAAUAAUGACAAUAAUAAUAAUAAUAAUAAUAAUAAUAAUGACCAUGAAAUUAAUGUUUUGAAAUCAAUAAUUGGAAUGGCUAGAUGGAAAACCAUUGAAUAUUGGAAAUCUGGCUUUAUUAAUACAAAUCAAUUGAUGAAAGAUCAGAUUAAGGAUGAAUUAUUUUUAACAUUAUUCAAUGUAAAUUUUUCAAUUAAAUCUCAAUUUUUACUUUUUAAAGAUUUGCUUGGAACAGUUUUGAUAAUAUACAAGAUUGACCUAUUUUAUCCAUCAUGCAAAUAUAAUCUAUGCAAAUUAUAUUUAUUAUUGGAUUUAAUUUUUCGAUUUGAUUUUGAUUCAUUGAGUUUAAGAAACUUCAAUCAAAUUUAUAUUUCGACUUACGUUUUAUCGAAUUUAAUUGACUUUAUUAAAUUCAAGGUUUCGACAAAUUCAUUUUCAGAGACUGUUCAUACGAGGUUUAUAGAAAUUUUAAAAGAUUUAUAUUUUUCAAAGAAUAAACUACAUGAAAGGUCAUGUAACGUAAUGGUAAAAAUCAUGAAAAGCUUCAAGAAUUUUAGUAAAGACCAAGAAGAAUUAACAGUAUCGAAAUUUUGUUUAAUUUCACGAAUUUUUUUGAAUUGUUUAAAGAUAUAUUGCCAUUCCAUUUUAGUUUUUGAUUCGGAUAGUAUGGUUUCAGAUUUCUUAUUUAGAUACGAAAAGUUGAUAGAUUUAUUUUGUGAUACAAUUAAUUUAAAACUCCACUGUACUGUUCCUGAUAAUAGUUAUAUGAAUGUUUUAUGGGGUAAUGUUAAAUAUCAAAUAUCAAAGGUUAUUUUAUCAUUUAAUAUUUUUAUAAAGUUAGGUAAACUUCAACCUAAUAACUCAAAUAAAAUUGAUAUUGACUUUUUAAAAUUAAGUCAAGCUGUACCAAAAAGCGAGCUCCUUGUCAAUAAAUUCGAGAAAUUAUCUCAAAUGAAAAGAAUUGCAAAGGGUAAAGAUAUGGAAAAAAAAUAA
Molecule: messenger RNA, 1506 nt
Organism: Ascoidea rubescens DSM 1968
Lineage: Eukaryota; Fungi; Ascomycota; Saccharomycetes; Ascoideales; Ascoideaceae
Exons: 1
Coding region: 88-1506 (472 amino acids)
Source: RefSeq, a predicted model, not a curated record